Messenger RNA from Hyla sarda, 1925 nucleotides. It is a transcript of the gene EMC8, whose product is annotated as ER membrane protein complex subunit 8. The coding region runs from base 186 to 797 and encodes 203 amino acids. Gene Ontology annotation, cellular component: EMC complex. The record is from RefSeq and is a predicted model, not a curated record. Lineage: Eukaryota; Metazoa; Chordata; Amphibia; Anura; Hylidae. The transcript is spliced from 6 exons.
GCGCCCUUACAAAACAUGGCCGCCAGCGAGCUGCUUACUACCGCGCACGUGAUCUGCGUGUACUUAACGUCUUUGCUGUAAAUGUGUGUGCGACUGCUGGCUGCUCGAUUUACGGUUUUGUGUAGACUGCUUGCGGUGACUAACACUUCAUACCCGGCACAGCGCACCGGGAGCAGCCUGAGAAAAUGCCUGUCUUCAAGUUAACAACACAAGCUUACUGCAAGAUGAUGCUGCACAGCGCCAAGCACCCAGCCUGCUCAGUGAAUGGCAUCCUGGUAGCCGAAAAGCAGAAGCGUAAAGAUGCUCCACAGCAGCAGAUCCUGUUUGUGGACUGCAUCCCACUUUUCCAUGGUACCAUUGCUCUGUCUCCAGUGUUGGAGGUGGCGCUAACGCUGAUUGACACGUGGUGUAAAGAGAACAGUUAUGUAAUAGCCGGCUACUAUCAAGGGAACGAGCGUCUCAAAGACAACAGUCUUAACCCUGUUGGGGAGAAAAUUGCAUCACGGAUUGCAGAGGGGUACUGCGACGCAGCUUUAAUAAUGGUGGACAACUCUAAAUUCUCCAUGGAUUGCAUAAUCCCUUCCAUCCAUUUGUAUGAGUUUCAUGAUAAUAGGUGGAAAGCAAGAGACCCACACGAAGACGUCUUUGAAGACUGGCCAGAAGCGCAAAGGAUCACUGCUUCUCUCAUGGACAGCCGUUCUUACGAAACCCUUGUGGAUUUUGACAGCCACCUAGAUGACUUGCGUAAUGACUGGACCAACCCUGAAAUUAAUAAGUCCAUAAUUCAUCUAUGCUAAGGUCAGGGGAACCACCACAGGCCCAUGCUAUGCAAGAUGACUGCCGAAUGUAGAAACUCAAGUGAAAACCCAUUUCUACUGCCCGGCGGGGAUUUGUACAUUGUUUUAAUGGUUUAAAUAUGGGGGCGCUUCUGAAAUUACAGACAGGACUUAUUGGUGGGGAGUCCACAUAAGUAAUGUCCGUCCAUGCCCCUGAAACUGGUGCAAAAGAAGACUGUUCUACAGAGCAUUAUGCGUUUUCUAUAAGCGGGAGAAGAUUUAUGAGAAGAAUCUCCCUCUUUGUGUUUUUGUUUUUUGACCAGGCAAUUUAUUAGAGAAUUAAUAAUGUGACAUUUUAUCAAGAAAAAAAAUCUACAUGAAGUUUUACACAAGAUGGAGAAAUCCUAUGGACAAUAACAUGUCUAUAAAAAGGAUACUGUGAUCCUCUGUAAUAGUUUUUUUUUUUUAUAUUUGAUUAUGGUUUCUUUCAUGCUGCCUGUAGGUGAGUUGAAGAGUUGGUCCCAAGCAGAAUUACCACUCCACCACAUCACUACACAUGUAUUAUAAAAAAAAAAUAUAUAUUAUUUUUUGGUAUAUUUUCAGAACAGACAUUUGUUCCUUUUUCUGGGUAUGUUCUGUUAUGUUCUGAGUAGAGGUGAGCGAAGUAAUAGUGAUUUGAUUAGUCACGAACCUUGAGGCUCGGCAGUUGAUGACUUUAUCCUGCAUAUAUUAGUUCAGCUUUCAGGUGUUCCGGUGAGUUGUAAAAGGUGCAUACAGUCCUAGGAGACUCUCUCCUAGGACUGUAUCCACCUUUUCCAGCCCACCGGAGCACCUGAAAGCUGAACUAAUAUAUAUGCAGGAUAAAGUCAUCAACUGCCGAGCCACAAAUUUUGUGAUUAAUCAAAUCACUAUUACUUCGCUCACCUCUAGUUCUGGGCCUCACGCAUCAUCUCACACUGAAAGUCUGAUUUCCUCUUACAAAAGAAAAUUUUGGCAAUUCUGUAUUACACGUUUUCUAUUCUGCUUGGAGACAAGGACGUUGCAUGUUAUUUCAGAGGUAAAUAAAUAUAUAUUUUAAUUGUUUUAUUUCCUGGUCAGGUAUUUGUUUCAUGAAAAUUAAAUAAUAAAUAAAAAAUUCCAAUUCUAAAA